GGAGCUGCUAGCCAAUAAAGACAGGAGAAAUUGUUUAAAAACUUUAGAUAAAAAAUUAGCGAGAGCAAUGAUUCCUGAUAUUACAGUCACUAACUUGAAAUAUAAUAUUGAAUUUUUAAUCAUCGAAAAUGGCAAACUUCAAUCAGUUGAUGACAAAAAAAAAGAAUUAAAUGAUAUUUUUGAGUCUUGCAUGCUUUUACAUGAUAUGCUGUGCAAAAUCUAUAAUGGAAUAACCUUUUAUAAUGCACAAUCAGUAAAAGUUCAAA
Molecule: messenger RNA, 266 nt
Organism: Racocetra persica
Lineage: Eukaryota; Fungi; Glomeromycota; Glomeromycetes; Diversisporales; Gigasporaceae
Source: the annotation of a GenBank genome assembly